Messenger RNA from Pteropus alecto (black flying fox), 1227 nucleotides. Its product is annotated as NXPE family member 1. The record is from RefSeq and is a predicted model, not a curated record. NCBI's taxonomy places the organism in Eukaryota, Metazoa, Chordata, Mammalia, Chiroptera, Pteropodidae.
UUCCUGAGGGCCAGGAUGUCCUCCCCUGACCUGAAGGCAAGUGCUGCAGGAAAGGUAACAGACUUCAACAAUGGCACCUACCUUGUCAGCUUUACUCUGUUCUGGAAGGUCACUCUAUCUAUCCUGCUCAUCCACCCCAGUGAGGGGGUGUCAGUUCUGUGGAAAGCAAGGAACCAAGGCUAUGACAGGAUUAUUUUCAAAGGUAAAUUUGUUAAUGGCACCCUCCAUGUCUUCACCAAAUGUGGCCUGACCUUAAAUUUAAGUGCUGAACUGUGCAAGUACCUGGUUAGUCGAGACCAAGAAGCCAUCUACUGUGUGAGACCUCAACACAUGCCCUGUGAGGCCCUCACUCACAUGACCACCAAGAAUCAAGGAAUUUCUUAUCUUACUAUCAAAGAAAAAAGACUUUUUCACAGGUCCAAUAUUGGAGUUGAAAUGAUAAAACAUCUUAAACACAAUGAUGUCUCUCAAUGGAGCACGAGUGAAAAGAAGAGAGAGAAAUGCCACGUUGGAAUGAAGAUUCCUGUCUCUGGUGGUUAUACUUUGGAAGGAAGGUGGAUUACAAUGUUUUGUAACCAGAUUCAGUUAAAUACAAUUAAGAAAAGUGGCUGUUUGAAAGGAAAGCUCAUUUACCUGCUGGGAGACUCUACGCUGCAUCGAUGGAUCUACUACGUACCCAAAAUUGUAAAAACACUAAAAUUUUUUGAUCUUCAUGACACUGGAAUUUUUAAGAAACUUUUGCUUCUGGAUGCAGAAAGACAUGUACAGAUUCAAUGAAAAAAACAUAGCUAUCCAUUUAUCACUUACCAGCUCUACUCUGUGAUAGGUGAGAAUUAUAUCCUUUGGAUAAUUAACCAGAUAUCAAGUGAUAAAGACACAGCCAUCAUCAUCAUCAUUCUUGGCCAGCACUUCCGAUCCUUCCCAUACAUUUUUAUUCGCAGGGCCAUUAGUAUCCAAAAAGCUACUGAAUGACUAUUCCUAAGAAACCCAGCCACUAAAGUGAUCCUUAAGACAGAAAACAUCAGGGAGAUGCACAUAGAUAUGCAGAGGUUUGGAGACUUCCAUGGUUAUAUUCAGUAUCUUACCAUGAAAGAUAUUUUCUAAGAUCUCAAGGUGGGUGUCAUUGAUGCCUGGGACUUGACUGUUGCUUAUGGCACCAAUAGUGUCCACUCGCUUGAUUAUGUGAUUGGAAAUCAGAUUAACCUGUUCUUCAACUACAUUUGCUAA